AUGAACCCCUUCGCUCUCUCUGGGGGCCCCGGGCCCCUUUACGAGCCCAGUGUGUACGAGACAGAGAGGGCUGUUGUUCCCCGUCCCAUAGGUGGGAGGCGCCCCUCGACCAGUUGCACGAGACGUGUCUCUGGUGUAUAUAAUUCGGGGGCCCCUGAUUUCGCACUAUCCUCUUCUGUGGGCCCCGCUGGGGUCGCCCAAGGACUUCAACCCAGGAGAUUCCCUGAGAACAGUCCCAAUGGGGGCCCCUCCGGGGGCUCCCACCAGAGGGGCCCCCCUGGGGGCCCUUUUGUGGGUGGAGGUCAAUUAGAUCAUUUAUUAUGUUCAAUUGUAUUAGCAAAGAAUGAUAGAUCUCGUUUGUCUGCUUUGCAGACAUUAGAGGCAAAUUGCGAAUAUCUUUUGUAUGAUACACAGAGGUUGCAUGCAGCAUUUGUUGUAUUAGAUGCUGUUGUAUGUAAUUGUAGUUCAUUUAGAUUUAAAGGGAGAGGAAGAGGAGGAAAUGUUCGGAGAAAAGGUGCAGCAGGAGAGACAGCAGAAGGGAAAGACAAACAAACACAACAACAACAGCAACAGCAGCAACAGGGGGCACCAGGUGGGGGAACCCAGCCACAGACGGGAGGGGGGCCCCCAGACGGGGGCCCCACAGAGGGGCCACUUGAACCGCACACGGACGAAGGAGGGAAUACACUGCAUGCAGCAGAAGCAACAGCAGCAGCAGCUGCUGCAGCACUGGCAGCAGCAACAGAAGCAGACCUUACGGGUGCAUCUGCUGCUCCUCCUCAAUCAGGAAGUUUAAAGCCUCUUUCGGGUUUGCAGCAGCAACAACAGCAGCAACAAGAACAGCAGCAGCAGCAGCAGCAGCAGCAAGUGACUUCCUCUCGUGCCUCCAUAGACAGUUCUUCUCCUGGUAGUCCGCCUCCAAGCCGUAGCGAUUUAUCUGCGUCUCCUGACCCCCCUGCUCCGGCUGCCAACAGCAGCAGCAAGAAAAACAGCAACAGCAACAGCAACAGCAGCAGCAGCAGGAGCAGCAGGAGCAGCAAAAGAUCUUGGGGUUAUCCUUUACCUCGUGGCUUAGAGACAAAAGAGACGCUGUCUCCUCUAGAUGCAGGAAUAUUCUUCCCUCGUCCCUUCUCUGUCUUAUCACGUUUAUUAUCCCUACAGACAUGGGUAUCUAUAGCUACAACUAUUAAUUGUCUCCUUGUGUCUCCUCAGUGGCUGCAGAGACUUGUGGGGCUGCUGCAUGCACUUGCUGCCAGCAACACUGCAGCAGCACCACAACCUAUUCGUUCUUAUGCAUGCAUCUGUCUUGAGGAACUCGAGCUCACCUUUCCAGGUCUACUGUCUCCUUUCUUGGGUAGUGAUGGAUUUGGAGACCCUUCUACUGUUACAGGCGUGGGGCCCCUUCAGUUUGGCUCGGCUGCAUCCUGGGGGGUACCGCCUGGGGGCCCCUCUGGGUGCCCCCCUAUUAGUCCCUUGGGGGCCCCUGAUGGCCCCUUCUUUCUAACGGAUAUUGUACAACGAGAAGCAACAUGGGGUGCAGCAGACGCCCCCGCCAUGCUGCUGCUGCGGUGUAUCCGUCAUUACUGUGAAGGGACAGUGUGUGAGGGGCAGCUAGCGAGGGAGGAGACACAAAGGAGACAGCUAGCAGCAAAUACUCUUACUCAAGAAGACACCUCACUAGACACUCAAGAUGCUGUCUCUUCUUCCUUCCCUCCUGCCCCUACAGAAGGAGACGAGCAAGAAUUGGGAUCUUGGCUUAAGACAGGCACGCAGGAUGCCUUGUCAAUGCAGGGGGCCCCCUGGGGGCACCCCGGAGGAACAAUGGGUCACGUGCAAGGAACUUUCCCAGGAAACCUCCAUUAUACAAUCCCUUUUGUUGGGGUGUCUCCUGUCCCCCUCCCGGCCAUAACCCUCACUGGAAGCAGCAGCAGCUGCAGCAGCACUAACUGUUGCUGCAGCAGCAGCAGCAGCACGGAUGGGUAUAUGCGUCCCCCUCGUCUCCUGCGCCCCUUAACUGUUUCCUUAAAGAAUACCCUGUCUCUUGUCUUAGAUGGUGUAUGGGGUUAUGGCGAUUGGGCACAACUCUCCCUCUGCAUGCAUCUUGCUUUCUUUUCCCGGUGGUAUUUAGCACUGCAGCAGCACCCGCGGUUUGCUGCUGCAUUUGCUGCAACAUCUCCGUCAAUAUUCUGCCCUUCUGCAGCAGAUCCUCCAGAAGUAAAGGAGCAAUUGCUGCAGGCAUUGCUACUGCACUGCAGCAAGAGCAGCAGGGGGCCCCCCUCUAACCUAUUCGAUGUAUGCGGGGUCCUCUAUGAGUUCCGAUCUGUACAGAGGGCCCCCGAGGUGCAUGCGCUUGUCUUUAGAUUUUUAUUAAGAAGUAUAUUAAAGCCCCAACUUGCAACCCCACAACUACAUAAAUUCCUAUGCGAACACCUCAGGUGCCACCCUGUAGAGUUGGGCCCGAGCGUGUUGCUGCUGCUGCAUCACGCCUCUCGCGCUGCUGCAACUGCGGCAGCAGCAGCAUCUGCUGCUCCUCCUGGUGCUGCUGGUGCUGAGGCCGCAGUACCGAUGUCUUGUGUCUGUCAAUCCUUGCUGCUGCCUCUAGCACACUUCUUGCAUACACUAGAGCCAGCAGAGGAUUUAGUUUGCUUCUCUCCUAUCCUCUUUGAGCUGUCUGUACACCCCGCGAUAGAUCCGCAGCAUUUGCUGCCUAUAUUAACGCGUCUUAGUUUUGCUGCAGCAGCAGCAGAUAACGGAGACAGACACCGCAGCUGGCUUGCUGCUCUUUGUCUCCUUACUGCAACAAAACAGGUAACUGCAGCAGCUGUCCUUACCCAUAUUACCCUUCUACCUUCUCUUAAAGUGGCCUUGUUGACUCCUGGGGGGGAGAAGCUCGUACCGCUUGUUGAACGCUAUCUGUCGCAUGUCUCACCACCACAGCAUCGGUUUAAUGGAUUCGUACCCUUUCUGUCUCUAUUCAAGUCUACAAAAGAGAGACGACUCCUCUGUGGUCUACAAGACGAGCAGUCAGCUUUCUUUCUUACCCCUAGGGGCCCCUUAGAGGGGGCCCCCGACACAUUCCUCUGGGAAGGAGGCCUAGGGGCCCCUCAGGCCUCACAUAGCACUACCCAGGAAGAAACCCUAUAUGAAGAAAAGGAGACAGCUUACUUUCAAGCAGUGUAUGAUGAGGUCCAUGGGGAGGCCGCCAUUGAGGCUCUGACCUACGGUGGGGCCCCCAAAGUACUAGAAGUCCCCUGUGAGGGUUUUGGGGGCCCCUAUGGGAGUUUGAGAGCCCCUUCUGCAGUAGAGGCGUAUUAUGACUUUGUAGCCUCGCAUUCUUUUUCAGUGUGUCUCCCCUUCCGUCUAAGGGCCCUGGCGCCACCCAAUGGGGGGCCCUGCAACCCUUUGGGACCAGAGGUCUGUCAGGGGCCCCCCUACGGCACAUCUAUACAGGUAGCCACUCAAGGAGACUGCCCUGCUGCUGGGGGGCCCCAUAAGCCUUUCUGGUUAAGUACCCUGUAUGCAGUAGAGCUUUUCUUCUCUCGUUCUCCUUCUUACCAGCCUCUCUCUAGUGUAUGUAUACCCUUUUUGCAAUGCCCCCUUUGGGGUCCCCAAGGACGGGGGCCCACUGGGGGCCCCCAAGAUGAAACGGGGGGCCCCUUAACAGACAAAGAAGAAGAAAUUCUGAGGAAAGCUGCUGAAGACGCAUUUCCCUUCGACUAUGAAAUAAUCCUUAAGUUGGAGCCAAUAGAGCCAGAGCCGACGGUAUUCUCUGUGGAGACACAUUUUACGGAUAGCCGAGGGACAACUUAUACAGGUUCUCUGUCUCCUUUCUCUGUCUCAUUUCAAGACCUAUUCUUACCAAUCUGCGCACCUCCGCCAUUUAGGGCGAUCCUCUUCAACGCCAUUUGGACGCGACCAGACGUAGCCAAAUCAGUAAAGACACUCGACGUGGAGAGGGAGGUGGUGCUGCAGAUGAUAGAGAUGUCAUUAAAACCUUUUUUAAUUAGUAAUUAUCUUCCUGAUGAAACAGAAGAAUUCGAUUUCUCUAGGGACAACUCUAUGCAAGAGGCGAAGGAGGAAGGAUCCCCAACAGGGUCUUGCCGUCCCUUCUGUAUGGGGGCCCCCCCUCUUGGGGUGUCUAACCUCUCAGGGGGCCCCACAGACAGCCCCCCUGCUGGUGUCCGUGAGCAUUCUGGUAUAGAGGAAAGACAGCAGCAAACCCCAGCAGCAGGAGACUCAGCAGCAGCAGAAACCACAGCAGAAGCAGCAAGAGACGCAGCAGCAGCAGCAGGAGACGCUGCAGCAGCAGCAGGAGACGCUGCAGCAGCAGCAGGAGACGCUGCAGCAACAGAAGAAGAAGAGGAACCUUUUUAUCCUCAAUAUGAGGAGGUGUUUGUAGAUCAAUACUUUGAAGGACAAGUACCCUAUGAAGAGAUCCUUGAGGGUUGCAAGGGCCCCCCAACAACAAAUGAAUGGGGGGCCCCUUCCGGGGGCCCCCCUCCUCGGGGGCCCCCUAUUGAUACCCUGCAUGCAUUAAUAUUUCUUCCCCCUCGGUACCACUUAUUGUUUAAGUUUAAUGUUGCUAAUAAAACAACAAUUGUUCGCUGUGCUACGGAUAGAUGGGAGGCCCUUGGGUACUUAGAGGCCUUCUUCUCUAAGACAUUUGCUCUUGCUCUUGCAGCUAGGGGGGCCCCUAAACAGGGGGCCCCUAAACAGGGGGCCCCUAUAGACGGGCGAGGACCUGUUGAGGGGGCCCCUACGGAUGGGCGAGGCCCUGUUGAGGGGGCCAGUAGAGAGGGGCGAAGCCCCGUUGAGGGGGCUUGUGGAGACGGGGCAGGCCCUGCAGAGGGGGCCCCUGGGGAAGUGGGGGCCCCUGUAGGGGGGUCUCCACUCCUUUCUUUCGAACAGUAA
Eimeria maxima is the source of this 4911-nucleotide messenger RNA. RefSeq lists its product as hypothetical. The coding region runs from base 1 to 4911 and encodes 1636 amino acids. Lineage: Eukaryota; Apicomplexa; Conoidasida; Eucoccidiorida; Eimeriidae. Gene Ontology annotation, biological process: endosomal transport. The record is from RefSeq and is a predicted model, not a curated record. Gene Ontology annotation, cellular component: AP-type membrane coat adaptor complex. The transcript is spliced from 12 exons.